CAUCGUCGUCCGGGCCGGCGGGCGGCCGGCCCGCCCCUAUGAAACUACCGGCACUUGCAUUUGCAGGUCUCAGCAGCUAAUGCCCAGGUCAAGUUGUGUCCAUCUAAAGCAGCAUACAAUUGCCAAGUCAAAGUUUCGCGGGGAAAGAUGCUGCGAAAGCAACUAGAAAGGCACCCAUUGGCCCAUGCGAGAGGGCACGCAGAAAGUUCCCUUGCACCACUGUGGUGCUGCGCGGGCCAAUGAGCUCUUCAUUUCCGAUUUGGCCAGCAAAGCUCGAAGUCUCGACGGGGAUCAGGCCAAGAUGCCAGUGUCCGGGACACUGGCCGUUACGGUCCAUCGACUCGAGGCUGCGGAAGCCCGCGACCCGGGAGAAAAGCUCAGCAUACGAUUGGCUGUGGGCAACAACGAGCGCCACACGAAGUUCGUGUCGGUCGACAGCGAUAUCGACGAAACCCUGCACUACAAUGUGCAACACACGGCCGAGUCCGAGGAAGUUACGAUUGAAGUGCUCCAGCAAGAUCAGACGAAGCCUUUGGUGUCUGCCAAGCGCACGCUUCGAGAGCUCAUGCAGGGCUUGCAGAGCCACCGUAUGACGUUCACAUUCGGCUCGCUGAUGUCUCCUCAGACGAUGUUUCUGAUCUUCAGUACCGACUGGACGCCUUCCAAGCAAGAGGACAAGGUUCUAGCUCCUGCGACGCACCGCCCAUGGUUCAUGCGUGCUUCGUACUACUACAAGACGACCAAGAACGUGUACGACUACACGACCAGUUUCAGUGUAGUGAAGCCAUUUGCUCGUCUGGGUGAAGCUACAGUCAACACUGUGCUGGCCACAGUAACAGGCAAGACGCUGUUCGACGUGGAUCAAUCACUCGUCGUGCCAGUUCUUGACUCUGUGGACAACAAGGUGGAUGCCACAAUCUCUGUGGCGUUCACGAAGCUCUACGAAGGCCAGCAAUUCGCUGUUAACACCAAGAACAAGGCUGUUAACGCCGUGUCGAACGUCGCCUACAAGACUGGCAACACUGCCGUCCGGGCCACCAACUACACGACGCACAAGGUGGCAUCAGCCACGGGCGCCGUGUACGGAACUGUAACGGGCGCGGCGGAUUACGCGAGUUCGCAAGUGAAACACGCGUCGUCGUCGACUUAUGGCGCCGUGCGGGGUGUGACGUAUUCUGUUGCGAGCUAUAUACCUAUACUCGGGCACAAAAUACGGGCUUGAGGUGGGGAGCCGACAGUAGGUCACCCCACCGGUAACAGGAACUAUGUGAGUGUUGCUCGCAACUCUCGCCGACGUGCAUGCGAAGGAUAUCAAGAAAAAAAGAAAAGAAAAAACAAAGUGACAGGUCAAGAAAAAAAGGAGUAUAAACGGCGUAGAACGCUGUGGGGAGGACUAAGGGAGCAUGACGACGGAGCGGUGACGCAGCCCACGAACAAGAUUUAAAUAUGUGUUGCUACGUGGACAAGAACCUCCAAGCAUGACGCCGGCUUCUUCGUUGAAGGAGGACUGUAUUGCGAGUGCUUGGACCGCGAGGGAAAUGAGGGAGGAGUUACCGCGGGACGGAUUCCGACAGAAAGGGACCAAAACAAUUUUAUGAGAAAACGGGGUCCACGUAGAGAAAAGGCAAUGAAUAUAAAUUGUUUUUUUUUUUCACCUUUGA
Phytophthora infestans T30-4 is the source of this 1661-nucleotide messenger RNA. RefSeq lists its product as uncharacterized. The record is from RefSeq and is a predicted model, not a curated record. The transcript has 3 exons. Lineage: Eukaryota; Oomycota; Peronosporomycetes; Peronosporales; Peronosporaceae. Bases 185 to 1222 code for a protein of 345 amino acids.